AAAAAAAAAAAAAAAAAAAAAAACAACUAAAUGUAAAACCUGAUACUAUAAAAACUUCUAGAAGAAAACAUAAGGGAAAAAUCCUUGUGUCCUUGGUUUAGGCAACAGUUUUUAGAUAUGCUACCAAACCCAUUAAAUAACAAAUUGAUAACUUGGUCAUCAUAAAAAUUAAAACUAAAAACUACUAUUGAAAAGUCACUGUUAAGAAAAUGAAAAUACAAGCCACAGACUGGGAGAAAAAUCUUUGCAAAGUAGAACUGACAAAGAACUUGGAACUACAAUAUCUAAAGAAUUUCUGGGACUUCCCUGGUUGUGCAGUGGUUAAGAAUCUGCCUGCCAAUGCAGGGGACAUGGGUUCAAGCCCUGGUCCGGGAAGAUCCCACAUGCCAUGGAGCAAAUAAGCCCAUGCACCACAACUACUGAGCCUGUGCUCUAGAGCCCGCAAGCCACAACUGCUGAGCCUGUGUGCCAUAACUACUGAAGCCCACACACCUAGAGCCCGUGCUCCGCAACAAGAGAAGCCACCACAAUGAGAAGCCCACGCACCACAACGAAGAGUAACCCCCGCUCUCCACACAUAAAGAAAGCCUGAGCACAACAAUGAAGACCCAGCAGAGACAAAAUUUUUUUAAAAAUUAUAUAAAAUAAAAAAACAGAAGAAAACCAUUAAGAAAAUAAAAGAAGCUCUUAAAAAAUCAGUAUAAAUAAGAAUUAGAAAAAUUCAGAAAUGUGAGAAUUGGAAAAAAAAUAAGAUUUUAAAAAGUAAGCUUACAAAACUCAGGAAAAAGAAUAAACUAAAAGUUAUUUCUGAAAUGAAAAGUAAACUAGAAUGGGGGCUUCCCUGGUGGCGCAGUGGUUAGGAAUCCUCCUGUCAAUGCAGGGGACAUGGGUUCGAUCCCUGGUCCAGGAAGAUCCCACAUACUGUGGAAAAACUGAGCCCGUGUGCCACAACUACUGAGCCUGCACUCUAGAGCCCACAAGCCACAACUACUGAGCCCAUGCCAUGACUACUGAAGCCCGUGUUCCUAGAGCCCAUUCUCCACAACAAGAGAAGCCACUGCAAUGAGAAGCCUGUGCACCGCAGUGAAGAGUAGCCCCCACUCUCUGCAACUAGAGAAAGCCUGCACGCAGCAAUGAAGACCCAAUUCAUCCAAAAAAUAAAUAAAUGAAUAAAAAUCUAAAAAGAAAAAUUUAACAGAGCCUCAGGGACCUAUGGGAUUCUAACAAAAGAUCUAACAUUCUUGUCAUCAUAGUCCUGGAGAAAAAGAUAAAAGAGAUGAAAAAGUACUUGAAUGGCUGAACACUACCCAAAUUUAGCAAACCCCAAACAGGAUAAAGGCAAAGAAAUCCACUUCAAGACACCUCAUAGUCAAACUUCUGAAACUAAAGACAAAGAGUAGAAUUGCAAAAGCAGUGAGAAAGAAAUGACACCUUACCUAUCAGAGAAAAACAAUUCGAAUGAUAAUAGAUUUCUCCUCAGAAACUGUGGAAGCCAUAAAGAAGUGGCACAUUUUUUUAUGUGCUGAAAGAAAAUAACUGUCAAGCCAGAAUCCUGGGACUUUCCUGGUGGUCCAGUGGCUAAGAUGCCACUCUCCCAAUGCAGGGGGCCCGGUUUUGAUCCCUGGUUAGGGAACUAGAUCCCACAUGCUGCAACUAAAAGUUCACAUGCUGCAACUAAAAGAGCCCACAUGAUGCAAUUAAAAGAGCCCGCGGGACUUCCCUGGUGGUGCAGUGGUUAAGAAUCUCCCUGCCAAUGCAGGGGACACGGGCUCAAGCCCUGGUCCAGGAAGAUCCCACAUGCCACGGAGCAACUAAGCCUAUGCACCACAACUACUGAGCCUGUGCUCUAGAGCCCAUGAGCCACAACUACUGAGCCCGUGUGCCACAACUACUGCAGCCCGCAUGCCAGAGCCCAUGGUCUGCAACAAGAGAAGCCACCACAGUGAGAUGCCCGCGCACCACAACGAAGAGUGGCCCCUGCUCUCCACAACUAGAGAAAGCCCGCAUUCAACAGCAAAGACACAAUGCAGCCCAAAAUAAAUAAAUAAAUAAAUGUAAAAAAACAAGAGUUUGAAUACCACAACUAAAAGAGCCCGUAUGCUGCAAAUGUCCUGCAUGCUGCAACAAAGGUCCCGUGUGUCGCAACUAAGACCCAGCGCAGCCAAAUAAGUAAAUUUUUUUUUUAAAAAGCUGUAGUCUUGUAUUCAGCAAAAAUAAACUUCAGGAAUGAAGGGGAAAUCAAGAUAUCGAUAUUUUCAGAUGAAGGAAAACUUAGGGAAUUUGUCACCAGAAAAACUACGUUAAAAGGAUGGCUAAAGAAGUUAUUAAAAUAUAAAGGAAAUGAUAAAAGAAGGAAUUUUAGACUAUCUGGAAGGAGGAAAAAACAAUGGAAAGAUGAAAAUAUGGGGGGACUUCCUUGGUUGUCCAGUGGUUAAGAUUCCACACUCCCAAUGCAGGGGGCACGGGUUCAGUCCCUUAUCAGGGAACUAAGACCCUGCAUGCACAGAGCAGCCAAAAAAUUUUUUUAAAUGAGAUUUUUAAAAAAGAUGAAAAUAUGGGUAAAUAUAAUAGGCUUUAUGGGUCUUCUUGAGUUUUCCAAGUUGUUUUUGAAUAAUAUUGAUGUGGUUCUCAAAGUAUGUAGAAGACAUAGUUAAGACAAUUAUAUUAUAAAUGAGGGAAGAUAAAGGGACUUAAGGUAGGUACACUUUCUAUACUUCACUUGAACUGGUAAAAUGUCAACACCAGUAAACUUUGAUGUGUAUGUAUAAUGUACCUAGAAUAAGGAACAAGUAAUCCUUAGGAAGAUAGUAAAAAACAAAAAACAGAGAGAUGAAGGACAGAGGGAACAAAAAGAAGACAGAAAAUUAAGUGGCAGAUUUAAGCCCUAACAUUAUUGAUAAUUACAUUAAAUGUGAAUGGUCUAAAUACAACAAUUAAAGGACAAAGAUUGAUGGCCUGAAUUUAAAAAGUGACCCAACUAUAUCUUGUCACUUCAAAUAUAACAGUAUAGGUAGGUUGAAAAUAAAAGGAUGGAAAAAGAUAUACUAGGCAAACAUUAACCAAAAGAAAUCAGGAGUGGCUAUAUUAAUAUCAGAUAAAGUAGAUCUCAGAGCAAGAAAUUUGUCAAGAACAGAGAAUGAUAUUACAUAAUGAUAAAAGAGUCAAUCUUAAAUAUGUAUGCACCAAUCAACAGAGUUGCAAAAUAUGUGAAGCAAAAACUAAUAGAACUGAAAGGAGAAAUAGAUAAAUUAAAAUUACAGUUGUAGACUUCAAUACGCAUCUCUCAACAGGUGAUAAAACAAGUAGCCAUAAAGUCAGGAAAGAUACAGAACUCCACAGCACCAUCAACCAACAGGAUCUAAUCAUCAUUUAUAGAACAAUGCACCCAGCAACAGCAGAAUAUACAUUCUUUUCAAUCACCAAAAAACCCACAUUUACCAAGAUAGAUCAUAUUCUGAGGAUCACAAAACCUCAACAAAUGUUAAAAAAAUUGAAAUCAUACAGAGUAUGUUCUCUGACCACAAUGGACUCAAACUAGAAAUCAGUAACAGAAAGAUAACAGGAAAAUCUCCAAACACUUGGAAACUAAACAAUACACUUAUAAAUAAAAUGAGGACGUUUCAAAGAAAUUUUUAAAAAUACAUCAAGCUCAGUGAAAAUGAAAUGUUCUGGCCACCCAUUCCAUAAUCAGGUAAUUACAAGGAGUAACUUUUAUUAAAAGUCAAAAAAGAAUUUUAAAAAAUCACAGUUUAUUUCUGAAUUUGAAUUGUUGUAAGAACAUUCUAUUGAUUCCAGUUGCUACUGCUGCUCUUGAGCAGUUUCUUAGUCAAUGGAAUUGACAGGUUAGCAAUUUUACUGAAAGAAGGCAAGAAAAAAUUAAUGAAAUAAACAUAUAAUUUAUUGUAUUACUUCUCUGAACAUCACUGACCCAUCAAGAGAAUACUCAGACAUAAGCAAGAGUAAUAAAAUUCUAUCAGGUCUGAUAUUUUGCUAACUUUCAGUCAUAUAAAAACAGCUUUACACAUUUUUUUUUUUUUUUUUUUUUUUUUGCGGUACGCGGGCCUUGCGGCCUCUCCCGUUUCGGAGCACAGGCUCCGGACGCGCAGGCUCAGCAGCCAUGGCUCACGGGCCCGGCCGCUCCGCGGCACGUGGGAUCCUCCCGGACUGGGGCACGAACCCGCGUCCCCUGCAUCGGCAGGCGGACCCCCAACCACUGCGCCACCAGGGAAGCCCUUUACACGUAUUUUUCAUUUUUAUUAUGAAAGUGUAUUUGUGGAAAUAAGAAGUGAACAUAUUUUAUUUAACAAAUUGUAACUUGAUUUAUAUCUUUUAAAUAUUUAGAUACACAGUAUGUCUGUUUUUCAUUUCUUCUCUUGCACUGGGCCCAGCAGAUGUUAGGGGUGGGCCUGAUCCUAACCUCCUUGACCCUCAGACCCUCAGCUUCCUUUUCCGGAAAAGGAGAAUAACACUCCUGAGCUCACGAAUUCGGAUGAACUAGGCACCUGAGCAAAUAUGGCUAAUGUAAGUUCCCUCACUCUCCUGAGGAGGAAUUCAUGUUCUAGGAGUGUUUUGGAGUCUUUGUUUUGUUUUUCUUUCUUUAAAAUUUUAUUUUUAUUUUUUGGGGUAUGCACGGGAGUCUCGUGGGUAAGGAAGUGGUUGAAAACACCGAAGGGAGAGUUGUGUGAUAGGGCGGGGUGGGAUCGGCUCCGAGGAACUGGCUUUGGUAGUGGGAAUGGAGAAGAGGAAUCCCCAUCCGCCCCCGCAGGAAACGCUCCAGUGAUUGGAGGUGUGUGUGCUUGUGUGUGCCGGUGUGUGAGGAGGGGGUUAGCUCUGACUCCCGCAGACAUCACCACGCAUGACGAAGCUACUUCCCCUCACGCGGUCCAAGGCGCACACGCGCGAUCCACGGCCACGCCUGCACACACUCGACACACACAGGGUAACCGAGGGUCCGGUUGCCAUGGCGAGCAGGAGCGCGAGAGCCCUGCCGCCCCGCCCGCCCCCGGCCGAGCCCGGUCAACUCCAUCUCUGAUUGGUCGCUGCUUCCUCAUUAUGCAAAUCAUUUGCGUAGACCCGGCGGCCAGCUGCCUUACGUCAUCAAACACGGGGGCUGGGGCUCGGGGCUCAGCUCCGGGAGAGCUCGGGCGGGAGCCCAGAGAGCGAGGCGCGGGGACCCGAAGCUAGACCCCAGCAUCCCGCCGCUUCGGCCCGGGCCUGCCCCGCCCCCUGCCCCGCCCUUUUCCAGCCCGCCCCACCCUUUCUACGCCCCUCCAUCCGGACCCCGCCCCCGGUGCAGCCCCCCGCCCUCGCUGCCCGUGUCCCGCCCCCUCCCCCCCUGGCCCUCGCCACCGGUCCAGGGAGGGGACGGCGGGACAGGCGGGACCGGCGGGAGGGCGGACCGGGCGGGGAUAUGGCCGCGGCGCCCGGAGGGUCUGCGCCGCCCGCCGGCCCCGGCCCGCGCCUGGGUUUCAGCACCGCGGACAGCGGCGUCGGCAUGAGCGGGCUAAACCCGGGUCCUGCCGUGCCCAUGAAGGACCACGACGCCAUCAAGCUCUUCGUGGGGCAGAUCCCGAGGGGCUUGGACGAGCAGGACCUCAAGCCGCUGUUCGAGGAGUUCGGCCGCAUCUACGAGCUGACGGUGCUGAAGGACCGGCUCACCGGCCUCCACAAAGGCUGUGCCUUCCUCACCUACUGCGCCCGGGACUCUGCUCUCAAGGCCCAGAGUGCACUGCACGAGCAGAAGACCCUGCCAGGGAUGAAUCGUCCCAUCCAAGUGAAGCCGGCUGCCAGUGAGGGCCGAGGAGAGGACCGAAAACUGUUUGUGGGUAUGCUGGGCAAGCAGCAGGGUGAGGAGGACGUCAGACGCCUGUUCCAGCCCUUUGGCCACAUCGAGGAGUGCACCGUCUUGCGGAGCCCCGAUGGCACCAGUAAAGGCUGUGCCUUUGUGAAGUUCGGGAGUCAAGGGGAAGCUCAGGCGGCCAUCCAGAGUCUGCACGGCAGCCGGACCAUGGCGGGCGCCUCGUCCAGCCUCGUGGUCAAGCUGGCGGACACGGACCGCGAGCGCGCGCUGCGGCGGAUGCAGCAGAUGGCGGGCCAGCUGAGUGCCUUGCAGCCGGCGCCGCUGCCGCUGGGGGCCUGCGGAGCCUACACCACCGCUAUCCUGCAGCACCAGGCGGCCCUACUGGCGGCGGCGCAGGGCCCGGGCCUCGGCCCGGUGGCCGCAGUGGCGGCACAGAUGCAGCACGUGGCGGCCUUCAGCCUGGUAGCCGCGCCGCUCUUGCCGGCUGCAGGUACUGCGCGCAGGGGGCGGGGCCCGCGGCGGGGGCGGGGCGAGGCGGGGCUGCGGCCUGACUCUUCCACUUCCUCGCCACCUGCAGCCAAUUCUCCGCAGGGCGGCGGCCCCAGCACGCUUCCGGGUCUCCCGGCGCCCAUCGGGGUUAAUGGAUUCGGCCCCCUGACCCCCCAGACCAACGGGCAACCUGGCUCGGACAGUCUCUACAAUAACGGGCUCUCUCCUUACCCAGCCCAGAGUCCCGGCGUGGCUGACCCCCUGCAGCAGGCCUACGCUGGGAUGCACCACUACGCAGCAGCCUAUCCGUCGGCCUAUGCCCCAGUGAGCACAACUUUUCCCCAGCAGCCUUCAGGCCUGCCCCAGCAGCAAAGAGAAGGCCCCGAAGGCUGUAACCUCUUCAUCUAUCACCUGCCUCAGGAGUUUGGUGAUGCAGAACUCAUCCAGACAUUCCUGCCCUUUGGAGCCGUUGUCUCUGCCAAAGUCUUUGUGGAUCGAGCCACCAACCAGAGCAAGUGUUUCGGGUUUGUUAGCUUUGACAAUCCAACCAGUGCCCAGACAGCUAUUCAGGCCAUGAAUGGCUUUCAGAUUGGCAUGAAGAGGCUCAAGGUCCAGCUAAAGAGGCCCAAGGAUGCCAACCGGCCUUACUGAUCUACUCUCACUGACCAGCCACAGAAAGAGUGAGAAGAAAGGAAAAGAAAAGCACAGAAAUGCUUGAGCAGCCCUUCCUGAAGGAGCAGCCACAGAUGGAGGUGGACCCAAGGCCAGUGCCUGGGCUCAGGCCACUUUAAGGAUUGUUUUCACCAAGUGGGUUGUUCUGUGCCUGUGAUGUAGAGCUCAGGCUGGCAAGGCCGCUGGGGCUGGCUGAGGAGUGACUGUCUAGGGGAACCAGCAGAGGGCCUUGGGGGCUGCCAAGGGCUUCUCCACAAGGGAAGCCCAGAUUUACUUCUUUCAAAAUCAUAUCAUUCCUUAGAGUUUAGGGACCAAAGGACUAUUGCUUUUUAAAGAAUUAUAUAUAUAUAUAUAUAUAUAUAUAUAUAUAUAUAUAUAUAAAAAUUAAAACAAAGAAACAAAAAAAUCACAAGAGAAACAAAAAGGACAGUAUAGAGUCUAAUAAAAGCUGCCUUUAAAUAUCCCUAGGAGGCAGGGUGAAGGAGACCCUUGAAGACCCCAACCUAGGCAGAGGAAGGCUGUGGAAAGAUUGUUCUGUGUCUCAUUCCCUCUUAACGCCCCCCACCUCCACCCCACCACCUUUUAAAAAUAAUGAAGGACUUGAGGUCUGGGCUCAUAUGCAGGUAACAAGAGAGUUAUUGAAGCAGUGAACCCACAGUUCCCAAACUCAGAGAGCAUCCACGAAGAGGCCUCAAGGAGGAGCUCUGGCCUGCCCUGCUCUUUGCCACCCCGAAAAACCCCUUAAGCCAGCAGGGGUGGGAACCUGCCUUUCCUUCUUGACAGCCUUUGCCGUGGAACCACUGCUUCCUCAGGCAGGAAGAAAGGGAGUUUGGACUGCCCCAGCCUUUCCCUUCCCCAUCCAGUUAGACAGAGGCCCUGCCUUUGGCUGAGCCGAGACACCUCCUGUUUCCCCGAGACACCUCCUGUUUCCCCUCACCUUGAGCCAGCCCCAGUGUCCCCUUGCUCCAGACCACCUUCUGUCUCUAAGUUUGCCCACCGGUAAAGUAGAUUCAGGAUAUAUGUAGAGGGCUCUGACAACAGACUUGGAAGGUUCGCUACUGUAUAUACUGCCAUUGAGAAGGGGAUAAUUUUCAAUUAUGUAGAAGCUUCAGAAUUUAGAGGUCCCUCUUUACCCAGGACCUGGGAGGGAAGUAGAUGUUUUGCCAAAAUACUUCAUCAUUCCUUUAAAAACUACAUCUUUCCUAUGCAAGAGUGUCUCAAUGUGCUUAUCCAAGGUGCUUCUAGAUGGUGAGCAGUGUUCAGCUUAGAAGUGGUGUGUGCUCUGUCUGUCUGUCUUUGUCUGUCUGUUGUAUACAGUGGGUACCAUAUAAAGCUGAUCGAUGGUGGUG
Molecule: messenger RNA, 8310 nt
Organism: Orcinus orca (killer whale)
Lineage: Eukaryota; Metazoa; Chordata; Mammalia; Artiodactyla; Delphinidae
Gene: CELF6
Product: CUGBP Elav-like family member 6
Exons: 12
Coding region: 5411-6940 (509 amino acids)
Biological process (GO): regulation of alternative mRNA splicing, via spliceosome; mRNA splice site recognition
Cellular component (GO): cytoplasm; ribonucleoprotein complex; nucleus
Molecular function (GO): mRNA binding
Source: RefSeq, a predicted model, not a curated record